ACUCUUUAAAAUGUAAUACCUUACAUUGUUCGUUUAACAAUUUAUCUGGUCAAAAGGAAAGUUUAUUUAGCUACUUACAUCGUAAAAAUUUACUAAACUGUUUCAGUUUAUUGGGAAUUAGCUGAAGCGCUAACUACUGACCAUUUUUUUAUAUUAAAAAAAAAUCUAAAUUGAAUCCGGACAGCAUCGUCUGUGCAAGCUCGUUGCGAACUUGACAACAGGAGAGAGGCUGUUCUAUGAUCGCAAAAUAGUAAUGUUGCGUUACGUUCGUAUUUUACAGCUAACUAUUAAACGGGUGGCAUAAUCCCGUUUAGUACCCAGGAAAUAAAAUUGCUUAACGGUGUAGGUACAUUUUACUCUUUUUCUGUCUUUAAGAACCGAAUAUCGUUCAAAAAUUAUUUAAUAGAUUUUGUAGAUAUUUAUAUUUUCUUAUGCAAUGUAGUUAAGCUUAGAUAUUCCGAUUUUGAGCCUAAUAAUUUUUUGACACAGGGUAGUCUUUUUGUGUAAAAACAUACACCUGUGGUGCGACAGUUCACGUCAACGAAGGCUCACGUUUCAUUUUUCUAUUUAAAUUAAUUAAGGAUCACUCACAUUCUAAUACUUGCAAUGUAACUAUACGAAGUAUUUAAAACAUUAAAGGUAAGAAGGUGUAUUUGGGUAACUCCGAGUCACUUCCAGUUGUAGUGUUAUUUCGAAAAUGGAAGCUGAUUUGAAGGAAUCAUCGGUGAUAAUCGAACUUAGCCUACUUUCGGGGUGAUUCACGGUUACUCAGUUACAGCUUAGUAGGUAAUAGGUACUUAUUUUAGUACUUAUGUAAACGGAUACCUGUUAGGUAUCCAGAAAGUUGUAGGUGGACGAAGUCAUUUUGUAAAUAAAAAAUAUAUAUGAAAUAAUAAAACUUAAUGUUUUUCAAUCCACAGAGUUGAUGUUUACUAAUUUAAUCAUUUUAGGUAAAGAAAUCUUUUAAGUACUGUGAUUUUUUGUGUACCCGUAGUAUUUUUCACAUAGCUUGAGUAAGGUGACAGCUUUCAUCUCCUUACAAUGUAUAGGAAACGUGCAUAAACUUGUAGGAGGCAGCACGGGAGCCGUCAGAUUUUUGGCGCGAGGCGUAAAUGUGAUGUGUAUUGUUCCGAUGUAGCCCACAAGAUGACAGAACGUACUAUGCACAAGAAAACACGUGACGUGUAAAUGUACAUGUAUAUAAUUCCGAUUCCGACCACAAGAUGGCAGACCCUCCAACGCGCACGGUCCCUAUAACCUUUAAACGCAAAAUUGUAUUGAGAUAGCUGUCAACGGACCCAAGCUAUUUGAAAAACACUACAGUAACCCAGUAGUACUUAGAAGUGGUAUGUUUUGAUUACGUAGGUACAUUAGUGUAAAUAUCCUACCCUAACUUAAUCUUACCCGUAGUUCGUAGUAUUUAGUACCUAGUUCGUCUAACCCAACUCCUUACGGCUCGUUAUGCACUAUCUAUGUAAUUUACUAUUAUUUUAUACUUUACAUUAAGGCUGUGUCGUGAAUAUGAGAAACGUGGACAAUAUUAAGUAAAUAACAGAUUAUGUUUUUCUUAACAGUUAAGUACGAAUUUUCCACUAACAAUUAAAGUCUACCUUCUCCCCUGUGCUAUUUUUGUACUUUUUUUUACUAUAGGUACAUAAUUUAAUUGAAAAACUACUUUUGACAUUGAAAGUGCAUAGCGAGCCUUAGUUUUGGGAAAGUGUACAAUGUGUAUUUUGGUGUAUAGUAGAGACGAUUGCGAUGCAACAGGUAGAAGCUUGUUUCCAUUUUCAUUUACUGCUUUUGUUCUUUAAAAAAAUACUAUUUUUCUUGUUCGUUGCUUGCAUGUAAAUCGCUUUAUAAUUUAAUUAGACUUAACUCCGAAUUCAAAUUAUUAAAAAUCUGUAAAUUGUUUAAAGGCUUGCUUUCUAACAUUUCUAAUAUAUAUGAAACGUGUGCAUAAUUUUUUAUAUCUAUUUCAAGGUAAUGAACCCCCUGGACGCCAUUUGCAACGUUCCCCGAAACGACGCAGUGUGCGUAAGCAACCUGAAAUCGGCCAAACCUAUUGAUAAGGCCAUUCUGCAGGAACGACCCGACGUCAAGAUCUUUCUGCCCUUCCGUUUUCACUUCUACAAACCCAAGGAUUUGUUCAAGGAGAACAGUUACAAAAAUUAUUUAGUGGCACCCGGUGGCGACCACGUACUCAGCCUGGUCGAUGAGAUAUCAUACAGCGCGCCGCCAGCGCCGCCGCUCUCGCAGAUGCAUGAGCUUUCUCCUGAGCUGUUCUGCAACGGCGACAACCGUCCUGCCAACUGUCCAGUCGACUGUCGCUGCACACAUAUGAUUGACGUGCCCCUAAAUUCUAUAGUCGAGAUUGUACUUGUUGAUGAAGUUCAAUCGCCGAAUCUUUCUCAUCCAUUCCACCUUCACGGGACAAGUUACAACGUCAUCGGUAUGGGCCGGUCUCCGGACAAGAACAUCAAAAAGAUCAACCUGAAACACGCAUUGGAUCUAGAUCGGAAGGGUCUGCUGCAUCGGCAGUAUAACAGCCCGCCGUUGAAGGACACCUUGGCCGUGCCCAACAAUGGCUACGUGGUGCUGAGGCUAAAGGCUGAUAACCCUGGAUAUUGGUUGUUCCACUGCCACUUCAUAUACCACAUAGUAAUCGGGAUGAGUUUAAUACUGCACGUGGGGACGCAAGGGGACUUGCCCCCUGUACCUUCAAACUUCCCUCGCUGCGGCAACCACCUCCCCACCAUCUCGCCUCCGCUCUACCCCAUACACUGAUGAUGGUCACCAUCACAGAUAACCAUUAAACCAUUCGAUCUCACUGAAUGUGAAUGGAUUCUCCAGGAAUCUCGUUUCCGAAAGCAUCAUUUUGAAUGAGUACUGCCAUAUUUAAUACUUGUGCUUAGAGAAAUAUGAAGGAAAUGCGAGAUAAUUUUAUUGUUUGUUGAUGUGUGAAUGACGUUAGAUUUUAAAACGAACGGUGCUACUUCAAAGAUUUUAAGAUGACCAAAGUUUCUUUAUCACAUGUGAUGUUUCUAUUGCUUUGCGUAUAAUACAGGUAUGCACCAAUUUGAAAAACGCUUCAUUCAUAUGGAUUAUAUACAAGUAUGUGUCUAAUAUAACCUAAUAAUAUAAAAGACCAGAGAAAAUAGAUAUUUGUUUUGAUUCACCUCGGUCUCUAAAUCUAAUUUAGUAGAAGAUUCAAAGUACGAGUAUGGGCCUAGGUUUUAGUAAUCUAACACAAGACUAUUACUCGUAGCUAUUUUAUGUCUAAUUUUACAUCAUGAAUUUUAUUAAAAGAACCAUUUGGUCGCCAAAGAUCUUUACCGAUAUACAGUAACUGGUCUGUUUGAGAUUAGAUAUAAUAAGACUAUUUGUUGUUGACUAUUUUUUGUAAAUAAUUUUAUCUUUCUUUUAUAAUUAUUAUAAAGUCUUUUAUAUUAACUGUAGAUCUAAAGUUUUAGUUAGUACACUGAUAAAUGUAGUGCAAUAUAAAACAGUUCCAAAUUAUAGUAAUAAUAUUUAAAAAGCGCAUUAUAAUACAUGCUUUCAUUUUUAAAUCAUUUUAUUGUUUUAAACUUUUGAGAUUAUAAGAAAAACGUUACCCUUCAUAACCUUUUAUCAACUUAUUCGUAAAUUAAGCAUUGUUAUUACUAUAUAUUUUCAUGAAUGAAACUAAUGAUAUGAAUGCUUGAAGUUGGAAGAUGCCAAGCUUAAAUACCUUUGUAGAGUCCAACACAAAAGAAUAUACAUAUACGACCAGUCUGGCAUAGUGGGUAGUGACCCUGCCUAUGAAGCUGAUGGUCUUGGGUUCAAAUCCCGGAAAGGACAUUUACAUUUACAAGGGCAUUUAUUUGUGUGAUGAACACAUAUAUUUGCUCCUGAGUCAUGGGUGUUUUCUAUAUAUAUUACAUAUUUUUCUGUAUACGUAUGUAUAUUGUCGCCUAGACAUAGUACAAGCUUUACUUAGUUAUGGGAUAGGGGGUCGAUCUGUGUAAGAUUUUCCCCAAAUAUUUAUUUAUUUAUUGCGAUAGUCAUACCCAUCAUUUCAUCGAUUCAUUUGUAAACACCUCUAGAUUAUAAUAGGUACUAUCAGAUUAUUCAGUCCUGUUAAUUUGAAAUUUUGACCAUCCACCUUUUAAGAACAUUUUAUUAAAUUAUUCACUUACUUGUUUUAACUUCAAAAUAACAUUAAUUUAAAAACUAUGUAACUAAACUAACAAACAACUGGCAUUUAAAAUGUGGUUUGCUACUAAUUCCGUUUUAUUUAUAUCUUUCCUUUCUUGCUAGACUGUAAAUAGAUAAUGUGGCAAAUAACUUGAUGAUCAUUAAUUAUAUUUAUGAAAAAUAAAUGAAGACUAAUAGAAACACAAAGCGUUUCGCUGUCGUAGCGCAAGCGUUUGUAACCUUGGCCAGGCACCCUGUAGGGCUAAGAUAGGCUCUUCGUCAUGCAUGACUGUCACGGCUGUCACGUUCUAACAUGUAUGUAAGCGCGAAAGUGACGGGAAUAGUGACAAGUGAUAAAAAUGGAACCAUGCUGCCACCGCUGGUAUGAAAUCUGUGUAAAUCUGUUUAUAUUGGAAUCUUUAUAAUUUUAGUUUAGCAUAACAUUAAGAAACAAAUUGAUCUAUUGUGUGUAUUUCAAAAUGUUUAUUUUACUUUAGUUCAAUUGUUUUAAGCUUGGAUAUUCCAACUUCUAGCAUAAAAGUUUUUGACACAGGGUUGUAUUUUUAUAUAAAAAUAUAGUACACCUGUGGCAUGGCAGUCUACUAAAAUAAAGGCGUAUUAUUAUGUUUCACUGCCCUAAGUGUGGUAAAUUAAUCAUUGAUGAAAUAUUUAUAAAACCGUCUUUAUUGACAAGAUAAAUGUUAUCUUAUUUAAGACUUUUUUUUUUUAAUUAGCCAACUGACCCCUGUUAAAUUGUCGGCGGGUUAAGUCAUUUUAUAAUUUAAUUAAAUAUUAAUAAAUGCAGUAUUUUUUU
Molecule: messenger RNA, 4987 nt
Organism: Cydia pomonella (codling moth)
Lineage: Eukaryota; Metazoa; Arthropoda; Insecta; Lepidoptera; Tortricidae
Exons: 4
Coding region: 1984-2784 (266 amino acids)
Biological process (GO): iron ion transport
Cellular component (GO): plasma membrane
Molecular function (GO): copper ion binding; oxidoreductase activity
Source: RefSeq, a predicted model, not a curated record